This is a messenger RNA of Labeo rohita (rohu), 1250 nucleotides long. RefSeq names its product translocase of outer mitochondrial membrane 22 homolog (yeast) (gene tomm22). The coding region runs from base 172 to 573 and encodes 133 amino acids. The transcript has 4 exons. The record is from RefSeq and is a predicted model, not a curated record. Gene Ontology annotation, cellular component: mitochondrial outer membrane. Gene Ontology annotation, biological process: intracellular protein transport. Lineage: Eukaryota; Metazoa; Chordata; Actinopteri; Cypriniformes; Cyprinidae.
UGUGCUUCCUUACAAGGAACCGGGGAAGUAAAUCCGUCUCACAUGUAACCCAAGUGACCUCAGGUUUCAAUGCGUGCUCUUUGGUUCUAAGUCAUUGUGAAGCUGUAAACACCACCGAGGUAUUUUAUAAUAUAACGUUUAUAGCUAAAAGCGACUAGCGUCGUAUUUUAAAUGGCUACGAUCCAGGAGCUCUCUCCAGAGUCUGGGCGUGUGGAGACACGACCCGAAGACGAGAUUGAGGGUGAUGAUGAGGAUGAAGAGUUGGAUGAAACACUGUUGGAGAGGUUGUGGGGUCUCACAGAGAUGUUUCCAGAUUCACUGCGAUCAGCAGCUGAAGUAUCCGCACAGUGUUCGCUAUCUGUAGCCAAAAAACUGUACAGUUUUUCCCGCUCAGCUCUAUGGGUUGGUACUACUUCCUUUAUGAUUCUGGUUCUGCCGGUUGUCUUUGAGACUGAGAGGUUACAGCUGGAACAGCAACAACUACAACAGCAGAGACAGAUUUUGUUGGGUCCAAAUGCUGGCAUGUCUGGAGGAAUGCCUGGAAUGAUGCCUCCUGCUCCUGGGAAGCUGUGAUGAUGUAUAUAAUGUAACAUCCAUUAGCUGUAGAAGAAGAAGGGGAAAGAGAGAGGGAGCGGGAACAGGAGAAUGAUGUGACAAGAUGCUAUGGUUGGUCAACAUCAAGAAGUCGUUACCCUGUAUAGUUUCUGUGUAGUCAUCAGUGGAGACCUUGAUGACUUUUUAUGAACUUCCCUCUCUCUCUGCCUUUCUACCAGAAACAUUCUGCAUAGACUGUCGUCCAAGCUCUGAUCUUUUACUUUUUUAUUAUAGCUAUUCAAUUAACAUUUCUUUCAGAAAGAAACUAUAGCAGCUGUUGGGGAAUAUUUUGACUGUGUUGUGGGUGCAUUGUAUUUUUAAGAGAGGUGCAAUGUUGGCCAUUGUAAUGCCGGAUCAACAAAAUCUGUAGUAUUUAUGAGGGCACACAAGGCCAAUAUUGAUUGUGAAAUUUUCUCUGUCUACAAAUUAUGGUUAUUUCUGAUUAAAAUUAAAAAAGUGGUUCUCUACCAACAGUGUCUUUUACAGGUAGAACUAAUAUCAUGCAAAGCUUCUGCAAUGUUAUUCCUCAGACAAAAGCCAUACAGUUUGCAGAACCAUUGUGAAAUGUUUAAGAAAGAAUGUUUCAAAACAUUGUACUUUCAAAAGUGAAUAAUUAUGUUUGCUCCACCUGACCGGAAUAAAAACAGGUCCUCCUC